GGUUACCAUUGAGACGUUACAACUCACGUAACAGGGGUUCAAAUUUUCAAGCAAGAACAACUUUCUUCACAUUGCAAAGCGAGUGCUGCAUGAUAACGGUUUAAUAACGGCAAGAUUCGACAUGGCUUGCGUUGGAACUCAUCAGCUUUGGUCUCCGAAUGUUGUUAAAGCUACAAACGUCUUCUACAAAGAGCACAAUGUCACCCGAGAUAAAAGAGGACAAGUUGUCGGUACACGAGGCGGCUUUCGGGGAUGCACAGUCUGGUUUACAGGUCUUUCUGGAGCAGGAAAAACCACAAUCAGUAUGGCCCUUGAGGAUUACUUAUGUCGACAAGGUAUUCCCUCGUACACGUUGGAUGGUGAUAACAUGAGAACUGGACUCAACCGUAAUUUGAGUUUCACCCCAGAAGACCGCGAGGAAAAUAUCCGUCGUGUCAGUGAAGUUGCCAAGCUGUUUGCUGACUCCGGCAUGAUCUGUCUUACUGCUUUUAUCAGCCCGUACGAGCGGGACCGUGAGAAAGCUCGCAAGUUGCACGAAGAUGCCGGUCUGCCAUUCUUUGAGAUUUUUGUGAACACUCCUUUGGAAACCUGUGAAAAGAGAGAUGUCAAGGGAUUGUACAAGAAAGCCAGAGCCGGCCAGAUUAAAGGUUUUACUGGUAUUGACUCAGCGUAUGAGCCUCCAAGCAAACCCGAACUGAAUUUGAAAUCAGGAGAAGUACCUGUAGACGAUUGUGUUCAAGAAGUUAUCAAACUCCUUGCAGACAGGGGGAUCUUGCCAUAUGCAGCUUACAGCGGUAUCAAAGAACUGUUUGUUCCUGAAGAAAAAGUCGAAGAAGCCAAGAAGGAAGCAGAGGAACUACCUUCUGUUGAGCUAACAAAGCUGGAUCUGCAGUGGGUACAAGUUCUUUCUGAGGGCUGGGCUACGCCUCUGAAAGGUUUUAUGAGGGAGCGUGAAUUUUUGCAGUGUCAGCAUUUUGGACUCCUUCUAGACGAGGGCGUGGUCAAUCAGUCUAUUCCUAUCGUGCUCCCUAUUCAGACUGCUGACAAAGAGAGACUGGAGGAUAAAAAAGCCUUAGCUCUCCGAUACGAAGGAAAACCAGUAGCUAUCCUUAGAGAUCCAGAAUUCUACCCCCACCGCAAAGAAGAACGAUCGGCCCGUCAAUUUGGAAUAACGCAUCAAGGACACCCUUACAUUAAGAUGAUUCAUGAAGGUGGUGAUUGGUUUGUCGGAGGAGAAUUAGAGGCACUGGAAAGAAUCAAAUGGAACGAUGGACUCGACGAAUACCGAAAGACUCCGAAUGAACUCCGAGCUGAAUUCCGACGACGCGGUGCCGACGCUGUGUUUGCUUUUCAACUUCGUAAUCCAGUACAUAAUGGACAUGCGUUACUAAUGCAGGACACCCGACAGAAGUUAGUUGACAGAGGAUUUAAAAAGCCAGUGUUAUUACUGCAUCCCUUGGGAGGGUGGACUAAGCAAGAUGACGUUCCUUUACCAGUGCGAAUGGCGCAACAUCAUGCUGUAAUGGAAGAGGGUGUACUGGACCCUGAAAACACAGUUAUAGCUAUAUUUCCUUCACCUAUGAUGUACGCUGGUCCUACAGAGGUUCAAUGGCAUGCAAAGGCGCGUGUAGCAGCUGGGGCAAAUUUCUUUAUUGUAGGACGGGAUCCAGCAGGAAUGCCCCAUCCAGAUCCUAAUCCAAAACGGGACCUUUAUGAUCAUUCACAUGGGAGAAAGGUUUUAACUAUGUCACCGGGUCUUACACAACUAGAGAUAGUUCCUUUCCGUGUGGCAGCUUACAAUACCAAAGAUAGAAGGAUGGAGUUCUUUGAUCCUGAGCGAAAAGAAGAAUUUGACUUCAUAUCUGGUACACGCAUGCGUGCAUUGGCAAGGUCAGGAGAGGAACCUCCAGAUGGUUUUAUGGCACCAAAAGCGUGGCAGAUUCUGUCCAAUUACUAUCGUUCCCUCAACAAGAAUUAAUAAAUGGGUCAUUUACACUUAAUGAACGGUAGCACCCUGCAUUACACUACAAGUUCAGUAAUUACAUUAACGUUUAAGUUUACUCUUUUAAGUCAAAGCAGGAAAUGAUUUUAAGUUUGCCGUGAAUCGAUUUGAAACCUACCAGAGAGAGAAUUUGGUAGGCUAACUAUUGAAAGAAAAUCUAGGAAAGCAAAAUUUCUUACACUUAUGUUCACUUACACCAGAAGUCCUCCUGCUUUGGUAUAGACACCUUUGUAGCAAUCAUUUUCUUUCAGUGUUGGGGUGAUCGUGAAAUUUCUAGAUAUGUGUUUUUAAUCAGCCCUCUUCAAAUCGAUUUGCGUCAGACUUAAGAUUCUCAAAGAACGUCUCCACUGUCAGUGAAGUUGCCAUCAUCAUACGACGAGGAACUUUUCCUUUGGUAUAGUAGAAUAAAUCAGUAGUCCUAUACUUCCCAUACAGUGACUUUCGUUUGCGCUGAAUUUUUAAAGCUCUUUAAAUUAGGUAUAAUUGUUAUAAAGUUACUCGUAGGUAUUGAAAUUAAUUUUUUAAAAAUUUUUACAGAGAUAUUUCGUGGUAAAUUCGUUGCCAAAAUAUCUUGAUAACUUUACGAUGUCUUACUAAAUUUGAAGUAAUGUUCAAUUUUUUCAUCUCGCCUCAGAUGAUCAAGUUUUCUUUUGUCUCUUGAUGACUUCAUCACUGUUAGUGGUUUGCACUCCACCCACCCCUCCCUACUGAGUCAUGUCUCGGUUUUUAUUUUAGAGAACGAUCGCCGGUGUACGACAGUAUUGUAUUCUUUAUAUCCAGUUGUUUUUUCUACAAGCAGCCCAAGUUCGAUAUGUUCGACAGAUGCACGGUCAGCUUUCUAUUUUUGAGGUCAAAUUCCGGAUAGUUGUUUGGUUUCUAAACACAUACAUCUUCUCCAAGCAGAUCUCUCUAUUUCCACUGUUGCGCAAUAACAGUAUAACACACAUGUAGUCAAACAUCGAGCUUGGGCUACCUUUGAUUUUAUGAGGACAUUAAGGGUACAUCAGUUGUGAUUCUUACUAGUAACUCUUAAACCAGGCUUAUUGAGGGUAAAUAUGAGUUGCCACCUUGUGGAAUUGACUCAACUUUUUCUUCUCUGAUAGAACAGAGUUCGUGCGCGCAGAUAGGGUUUCACCGAGUGCGUCCUGUCAGCUGAUAUUACAUUCAAGUUUCCUGCUUGCACUGUAGUAGAGUGGGAUUAAUCCAGAAAUAAAAUCAUUAACCAACGAA
This is a messenger RNA of Pocillopora verrucosa, 3232 nucleotides long. Its product is annotated as bifunctional 3'-phosphoadenosine 5'-phosphosulfate synthase. Gene Ontology annotation, molecular function: sulfate adenylyltransferase (ATP) activity; ATP binding; adenylylsulfate kinase activity. NCBI's taxonomy places the organism in Eukaryota, Metazoa, Cnidaria, Anthozoa, Scleractinia, Pocilloporidae. The record is from RefSeq and is a predicted model, not a curated record. Gene Ontology annotation, biological process: 3'-phosphoadenosine 5'-phosphosulfate biosynthetic process; sulfate assimilation.